Messenger RNA from Cyclocybe aegerita, 567 nucleotides. The record is from the annotation of a GenBank genome assembly. Lineage: Eukaryota; Fungi; Basidiomycota; Agaricomycetes; Agaricales; Hemipholiotaceae.
AUGGCACUUAAUUGGACGAUGCUAGACGCCAAGCGCGCACCUGUACCGCUCCCAAACGAAUCUACGAUCACGAUGGUCAACCCUGGCGUCGAAGUCAGUCUGACGAUCCCCGAUGCUCCGCCCGCAGGCCCCUCAACGGCGGGCGGGUCAGGUGGGUCGAAACGACUAAAAUCGCUCGGUGGAGCCUGGCUUACAGACCAGAGGUUCAUCUUCACCACGGAGCCCGGCUCUCCAUUUGACUCUUUAUCCGUACCUUUACACUCCAUCCUCUCGACAAGGUUCGAGCAGCCGACGUUCGGCGCCAACUUCCUCGCGUUUGAGAUCAAGCCCUCACCAGAUGGCGGGCUCACGAAUGGCACAAGAGUAGAAGUACGCUUCAAGGACCGCGCGAUGUUCGAGUUUGUCAGCCUGUUGGAGAAGACGAGGGAACGGGCGAUCUACAUGAAGCGGCAGAUGGCUGAGGAGGAAUCGGAGGAGGGUUUGCCAACGUACACCAGCCCCGCCGAGUCCAGUACGGUCUCCCUUGUUGGCGGCAUCCCGGUGGAGAACCCUCCUAGUUAUGCUUAA